GCACCACCCAGGACACUAUGAAAAUGAAGUUGCCACUGACUGGAGGUCAGCAGUACUUUGCUGGGUUCAGAUGAACUUAAAACAACAUGGAACCCCGAAGGCCAGACUGUAGAAGGUCAUCUCUGGACCUCCUUCAAAACGAUGAGGUGGAGUUUGUCCGAACUGGCUAUGGGAAGGAUAUGGUCAAAGUUCUCCACAUUCAGCGAGAUGGAAACUAUCACAGCAUCAAAGAGGUGGCAACAUCAGUGCAACUUACACUGAGCUCCAAAAAGGAUUACUUGCAUGGAGAUAAUUCAGACAUCAUCCCUACAGACACCAUCAAGAACACAGUUCAUGUCUUAGCAAAGUUCAAAGGGAUCAAAAACAUAGAAACUUUUGCUGUGAAUAUCUGUGAGUAUUUCCUUUCUUCUUUUAACCACGUCAUCCGAGCUCAAGUCUAUGCGGAAGAAGUCCCUUGGAAGCGUUUUGAAAAGAAUGGAGCUAAGCACGUCCAUGCAUUUAUUCACACUCCCACUGGAACGCACUUCUGUGAAGUUGAACAGAUGAGGAGUGCAGGACCUCCAGUCAUUCAUUCUGGAAUCAAAGACCUCAAGGUCUUAAAAACUACACAGUCCGGAUUUGAAGGGUUCCUGAAGGCACCAUUUACCACGCUCCCGGAGGUGAAGGACAGGUGCUUCGCCACUCAAGUAUACUGCAAGUGGCGCUACCACCAGCACAGACACGUGGACUUUGAGGCUACCUGGGAUACUGUUCGGGACAUCAUCCUGGAGAAAUUUGCUGGACCUUUCAACAAAGGCGAGUACUCACCCUCUGUCCAGAAGACCCUGUAUGACAUCCAAGUGCACUCCCUGAGCCAGGUUCCUGAGAUAGAAGAUAUGGAAAUCAGCCUGCCAAACAUUCACUACUUUAACAUAGAUAUGACCAAAAUGGGACUGAUCAACAAAGAAGAGGUCUUGCUACCAUUAGACAAUCCGUAUGGCAGAAUCACAGGCACAGUCAAGAGGAAGCUGACUUCGAAGCUGUGACGUUGUACCUGCUAGUGGGAGUCCACUCUCAGCGGAGGAAUGCCUUAAGCCACUUGAGAUACUAGAAAUCAUAGUGUGUAUCCUGCAAAUUUUCCACCUCUUAUGUUGAUUUACCGUAUUCAUUUUCCUCUUGUAUAAAAGAACUCUUCUAUACCUAGCUCAGCAAGGUGUUCUGUGAUUAGUAAUUGUAACAGGUUGCUUCACAAAUGCUGAGCAGCCUUAGAACAAUCGUACAUCAGUGUUUCUUUGCAGUUGCCUUGGACCUUCCUUUCUUAAAGAAACUUUAGAAUCAGUUACUAAGAAAAUAGCCAUGAAUUAAUGGAGGAAGUUUUAUGUCAAUGAAUUUGUGCACAAGUUUAAGAAGCAAGCAUUGUUUUCAUCCUACUGAUGCUAAAACAUCACUUCUGAGUAAUGCAGUAAGUGUAAUUACAAAAUCAUAUUUUGAAAAAUAUCACUAUUGUGACUUUGAUUAGACUGAAUAUUUGAAUUGUUAAGAAUGCUCUAGCAUAUGUAUCACUGCAAGUUUAUUUCUACUCUGAAAGUACUUUUAUAAUCUAAUGUACUGAUUUUAUGACUUUUACAACCACUAGAGAAUAUUUAGUGCUCAUUGAGGCACUGAAAAAAGGUGCAAAUUGUUUUUCUUUGAAUAAAUGUCUGUCAGUUUGGCAAAAAGAGCCACAUCUAAUAAAUGCCUUUUCACCCAUGAAUAUACAUAUAGAAAGAACACUAGGGAUUAUAUAUAUGAAAAUAUCAGCAAUCAUCCAGAUGAUUUCUGGAUGAUAGGGUUAUGAAUUAUUUAUAUUUUUUGCCAUGUGCUUUUCUGAAAUUUCCAAAUACAAACAUUUAUUACUUUUAUAAUCAGAGAAAUAAAUACAUUUGAUGAUUUAAAGAUCCA
Molecule: messenger RNA, 1920 nt
Organism: Manis pentadactyla (Chinese pangolin)
Lineage: Eukaryota; Metazoa; Chordata; Mammalia; Pholidota; Manidae
Product: uricase
Exons: 8
Coding region: 87-1025 (312 amino acids)
Biological process (GO): purine nucleobase catabolic process; urate catabolic process
Cellular component (GO): peroxisome
Molecular function (GO): urate oxidase activity
Source: RefSeq, a predicted model, not a curated record